Molecule: messenger RNA, 1641 nt
Organism: Mitosporidium daphniae
Lineage: Eukaryota; Fungi; Microsporidia
Product: glucose major facilitator superfamily transporter
Exons: 1
Coding region: 1-1641 (546 amino acids)
Source: RefSeq, a predicted model, not a curated record
AUGAAUCUCAGCAGCUUAAAACACCUCUUUGCUCUUCUGCUUUUGACUUCUUUAACUUUCACUUCAAAUUCUUUUAAUUCUUCAGGGGCUGGCUCGGUUUUAAGGUUAACUGGGGCAUGUAUUCUUGUUGCUCUAUCUUCUUUUCAUGUUAUUCCUAUUUUUCCGCAAGAAUUUGAACAGGCUGAAAAUCUUGACAAGUUAGAGGUUGCAUACAAAAAAUACCCAUCUGCCGAUGCUAUGACUUCAGGUGCUUCUUAUGACCAAGCUAUAGCGAUCUCUCCUGGUCCGAAUACAAGAGUCUUGAUGAAUGAAAGUGCUACACACAAAAACUUGGGCAUACAGUCUAGCAGCGAUGUCAUUAAAUCAGAUAAAGAUAAUGCCAGCGCUUCGAAUAUUACACCUCCAACUGGAAAUGUAGAAUUCAAAAUUUCAACUUCAGAUAUCACAGAGAUGCCCUCAAAAAAGCCUUCUUCUUCCAACAUGUCUGCUGAUAUGAAUUUGGAUAAGUCUAAAUGGUAUUAUAACUUUGAAUUUCGCUCGGAGAUAGAGCGUUCUUUUGCCUUUUAUGGUUUUUAUUUCGGUGGGAUCCUUGGAUCGGUGGUUACCAUAUUUACUUCGUACUACAGCACUCAAGAGAAUCUAGGUGCCAGUGCUACAUUCCUCUUUUUUGGAGGGCUGAUUUCUUGUGCUUCAAUCUAUGGGACAUUCUUAGGUAUUGGGCGUUUGUUUCUUGGAAUCGGCAGUGGAAUUGCUGGUACAAUGGUUCCCAUUUUUAUUAGCGAUUCCCUGCUGAUUUUAGAUUAUAAGUUCAUAGCCGAGAGUUUUACAACCAUUUAUCCACUAAUUCUUUCAGGAAGUGGACUUUUUAAUGGAUUCCUCCAACAGUAUUGGUUACAUAGCUAUUCUUUGGCCUGGAGAAUUCUUAAUUGUGGAACCGCAUUAUUAGCACUAAUAGCCUUUUUUCUUGUAUUUAUUCCGUUUUUUGAGCAAGAUUUUUUCCCUGGAAAAUAUGUUUUGUAUCGGCAAGAUUUGUCCCCUGGAAACUAUUUUCUUUCUGAGAAAGAUUCACCCCCUGGCGAAGAUUCACAGCCUGGCCAAGAUUCACCCCCUGGCGAAGAUUCACAGCCUGGCCAAGAUUUAUUCCCUGAAGAAAAUCUCCUUCUUAAAGAUAAAAAUAUAUCCAAAAAAAUUUUGAUCAUCAAAAAAACCUUUAAAGAGAACAUAGUUAGUAUUUUUUGUUCGGUUAUUAAGGAGGGGAGGAAAUCGUUUCUAAUUAUCAUCUUCCUCCAUAUUCUUCAAAAGUUUUCUCUGAUUAACCGAUAUUUUUGCUACAAAGGGGAAAUAUCUUACAGCCCGUGGGAUAUUUCUUUUCUUGUGGAACUUGCUCCUUUACUUGGAGCAUUUUUAAAUGUUGCAAUUAACGCUCUAAAAAACCUGGACGGGACAAGCAAUAAUUUUAUCGUGAAUGUAGCCAAUAGGGUUGAUAUGAAAUAUAUCGGUGUAGUUAGUGGAGCUGGAUGCACAAUUUCUUCGUUCUUACUCUUCAUUAGUUUAUGGACCAAUAUAGAACCGAUAAAAGUUACUGCAUCAUUCAGCUUUAUCUUUUUUUUUCAUUCGGGUUUGAAUCUAUCCCUUGGAUGA